CCCCACUACGCAGGCGCAGGCGCAGGUGCGUGUCGUUUGAAAGUAUGGCGCUUGUGGGCCCGCGGCUGGUGCUGUGUGAGGAGAAGAUCCGGGAGAAGAGCGGCCUGGCGCCUCACCACGAUCUGGCUGAACUUCAGUCAUUAUCUAUUCCUGGAACUUACCAAGAAAAGAUUACUCACCUGGGAACUUCUUUGAUGAAUUUAACAGGUCUAAAAUCUUUAGACCUCUCACGCAACUCCUUAGUGAGUCUAGAGGGCAUUCAGUACCUGACCUCACUGGAAAGUCUCAAUCUCUACUACAACAGCAUCUCCUCCUUAGCAGAAGUGCUUCAGCUCCACUCCUUGACGGAACUCACGGAUGUGGACUUCCGGCUGAACCCUGUGGUGAAAAAUGAAUCUGAUUACCGCCUUUUUGUUGUGCACAUGCUCCCGAAGCUCAGGCAGCUGGGUAAGCGCCACAGCUGUGCUCACAUCCUUGCUCAUGGGAGCACUCGUCGCUGUUUUGUGCUCUCUGCUCCUCUAGUUGAGUCCCUGUGUCUCAUAGGAGGAGCACUGCUGGGGAGGAGGGCAGGGAGCUCUGGCCACAGACAUCUGCCGAGGAAGGCCAGGAGCACAGAUGACCGUCCUGUGAGAGAGAGCGAGCGGAAAGCAUCCCGGCUGCAUUUUGCAUCAGAGGAGUCACUCGCCUCAAAGCAGAGCUUCCCAGCUGUUUUCAGAGUUGGAAGACCGUGCCACUCUAGGGCCCUGUGCACUGACCCCUCGGCCAAGAAGUGCUUGGUCAUGGAUGCAGAUGACGAGGCGGUCCUGAACCUCAUUGCUGAGUGCGAGUGGGACUUGAGCAACCCUCCUGGGAGCACAAGUUCCAGCCAGAGGGAGCGAGAGGCCGACCUCCACGGUUCCCAAGAAUCCAGACAUCUGUUGAGUCCUCAGUCAGUACAGCACCAGUGUGGGGAUUCCAUAAAGAAGAGCCAUGAGAAGAGGAAAGGCAGCUCUCGAGGGUGUGGUCCAGAAAAGAGGCUUCAGAACCAGUACUGUGGGGAGCUACCCCCACAGUGUGGACAGCAUGUGCACUUUACCCCACACCCAGAUUCCACAGACAUUGAGGACUCGGCCCUUUCUCAGAAGUCAAGUUUGUCAGCACAAAAGGUGUUAAAUCCGUUGCCUGCUCCUGAAAAGUACAGGAAGCGAAGAAUGCCUGGCGGGAGAUUCCAGGCACCUGCAGACCAGGAGUGUCUGAGACGCCUGGAGAGGCCCAACGUAUCCUCGAGCCCCGAGGAGACUCUGAGCAGGCAGAGUGGCUCGGAGGGCAGGAGUGAAAGGACCUUGUCUCGCUCCGAGGUAUCGGAGCCUGCGGAGGAGGGGCCCCACAGCAGGAGUGGCACUGGAGAGGUAGCUCCCACACUGUACUCGGCUGUGUCGCCUGUGAGGAAGGCUGCGCUGGAGGUGGCACUUCUGGAGGCGCUCCUUGACCUGGUGGACCGGUACUGGAGCGGCUGCAAGUCCCUGCAUGGCAAUGAGGUGUUCUGGGCUCAGGCAAGACACAUUUUGUCCUCUGUGCAAGAAUUUACUACAACUCAGGAUAGUUCAACAAGUGUGAGUGAAGAAAUUAGCUACCUUACUCUGGAAAAUAAGUCUCUGCAGAAGCACCUCGCUGAACAGCAGCAGGAGUACCGUGUGAAGAUGAGUGAGGCGGUGUCGGAACUCAGCGACAUGCGGAAGGAGAUGUUUCACGGAAGAUCCCCAAUAGCCAAACCUGUCUUGAAAAAAAAAAGUUGGAGGCAUCACACUCCCUGAUUUCAAAUUCUAUUAUGAAGGAAGCUAUAAUAAUCAAAACAGUAUGGUAUUGACAUAAAAACAGAUACAUAGAUCAAUGGAACAGAAUAGAGACCCCAGAAAUAACCCCAUACAUAAAUGGUCAUUCUGUCCCAAGAAUGCACAAUGAGGAAAGGACAGUCUCUUCGAUAAAGGUGCUGGGAAGACUGGACCCUUAACGCCAUACAUAGAAGUCAACUCAAAAUGGAUUCAAGAUUUUUGAAUGUUAAGACUUGAAACUAUAGAACUUCUAGGAAAAAAACAGAAAAUCCUCCUUGAUAGAGUCUUGGUGAUGAUUUUUUUAAUUUGACACCAAAAGUGCAGGUAACAAAAGCAAAAAUGUUUUAACAAGUGGGACGACAUCAAACUAAGAAGCUUCUGCACAGCAAUGGAAGCCGCCACCUAAAUGAAAAGGCAGCCUGUGGGUUGGGAGAAAGUGGUUGCCAGGGGCGGGGAGGUGUUGGUAAGGGGGCCACACCAUGGCUGUGGAGGACGGACUGGGUCCAGGACCAUAGCUGCUCAUGCUGUAGUGGGUCUGCAAGUUUGCUGUGAAAGUAGCUUUGUUCUCCACACCAAGAGAAAACGUUCGCUCUGUGCGAGGAGGGACAUUCAUCCGCUUGACUGGGCUGAGUUCACGGUGUCUGCACGCCGCCGGGCACUCGCCUCGACCAUAACGGCUUUCCUUCACGGUGUCUGUCAUGCCUUCAGCCAGUGGACGUUUUGUUUACCUUGCUAAUCAUCAUGGCUGAGUUUGUGUGGGAUCUGUUCAGGGGCUCCUCUUUUAAAAAGUCAGUACUGACCGCUUGUGUCCCAUGGGCUGGGACAUUGCGUUCGGCUUGGUCUGAGCAAGUCAUGUAAGGCUUGGGGUGUGUGUGCGUGUGUGAGUGUGUGCGUCAUUGCUGCCCAGCACGUUACCCCGGAGUGCAGCCCCUUCACCAGCAGCACGUAUACCCACAGCUUGUGUAGGUCGGGAGUCCCAGUGCAGCUGAGCUGUGCAUCUGACUCAGGGUCUUGCUGUCAUGUUGCCGAGGGGGCCAUGGUCCCCUUUGGAGGCUUGAUGGAGGUGGGCACACAGGCAGCCGUGGCUCUGCGCACGUGGGCCUCUCUUUAGGCUGCCAGCUGUUGGUCAAAGCCAGAGAGUGCCCGAGUAGAAGGCCGUCCUUCGUUACCUGCUCUUGAGAGGGACGUGUCAUCGCUUGUGCAUGGUAUGUUGGUUAGGAUCCAGUCAGCAGGCCCACCCACGUGAGGGGAGGACACCACAUGAUGGCAGGAGCACCCUUGGGCCAUCUUGGGAGCUGCCUGCCCCAACCUCUCUAUCGGCUGUGUUAUUCGUAAGGUGGGAAUGUGAGUAGCCACAGGAUUGUUGCAAGACGGAUCUCUGGACCAUCUGAGAUUGUAUUUUAUGAGAACCUGCCAUCUUAGAGAUGCCUGACAAAGCUUUACUUUUACAGAAAAAGACGAAAAAUAAAAAUAAUGAAAUGAUAUUGGCAGCCUCCUCUGGUCUUAAGAUACACCAUAGACAUGCAUGCACAUAAGUGGUGGGUAUAUCUGGGAAGAAGUGGAGCCCCGUGAGCCUGCACUGUAAUCACUGUGCAGAACGUCAUUUUUGUGGGACGGUGUUGACCCCGUGGGACACAGCAUGGCCUGUUAACCAUGAAAACAGAGGACCACGGCUUUGGGGUUUGAUGCCGAUGUGUGGGUUACCCCCUGUUCCCCUACGCUGCUGAGUUUGGGACCAGUGGAAUCCAGGCAGACAGGCCCUAGGUGUCUCUGAGUGAUGCAGUCUGACAUGGAAGACAUGCACAGAGGUGUGGCUCCUUCGCCUCUGACGACGGGCUGACUGACCCUGUCCUACAGGCCCUGCCUGGACGAGUGAUCCAGAACCCUUGGGCUGCCCCAGAGCCCUGCUCAGUACCCUUCUGAGAUCCACCCCAGUGACGCCGUCAGGAGCUACUUCUCACGGAAGGUGUCCCUUGUUUCUGAAGGGUCCGUUGCUGAUCCUGCUUUCCUCCCCGUUGUGAAGACAUCGGUUCUGCGGUCGUGUCUCCUCAGGUCCUGAUGCCCAGGAAACUGGCCUCAGUGGAGGCCUUGCUCCCAAACCUUUCCAGCGUGGCUCCCAGCAGCGGUGCUGUGCACGUUGGAGCGUGAUCGGUCCACUGCUCCUGCUCCAGCCUCCGCUGAGACCUUCAUCAGGACCAGGGCCCAGCCCCUGCCGUCUUGGAACUCACCACGUUUUGGGGAGACAAACGUGAGGCUCAGCUCACCAUGCAGCAGUUUCUGUGCUGCCUAGAGUGUGUGUGCACACAGAGGGGCCGGUGCACUGGGUGGGCUGUCAGCAGGGAGAAUGAGCUAGCAGUUUCUUGAAAGCAAGGGCCCCUGUCACCUUGAGACUGAGACGCUCACUCUCCUAGUGGGGGUGCGCCUGCUGGUUUCUGUGCAGGCAGGGAGGCCCCCUGCUCUGGGCAGCAGGUGGCUUUGAUGGCCCAGGUGCCACCAGCUUUCACAGUGGUCUCCAUGCCCUUCCCUCCUCUUCAGUGUUCAUGGCGUGCUGGGCUUUGCCGCCAUCUUGGAGGAUGGGAAAGGAGCCUACUCUGCAGCUCCCGCCUGUGAUGGGGAUGGCAGGUACGAGCCCAUGCGCUUGCACACCGAGGACAAGAACAGGAUGGGGCUCCUGCAGGGAGGUGCCUGCCUCGGGGAGCACAAAGCCCUGGGAUCUGCCUGUGCUUUUGCCCAAGAAGUGAGCCUAGAAGGACCACGUGGGGCUGGCAUGCUGCCUGGCUCUUGUUCCUGCUCCUUGAGAAGGGAUGGGCAGCCAGGCUGUGGUGACCACGGGGCCUUCCUGGAGGAGGCAGGGCUCCAGCAGCCAGCACAUCUCCCUCACCAGGGACACUGGGCACACAGUGUGCCCCCAUGUGACCUGUGCCGCCCCUCUGUCAGGACACUGUGCUACUCAGCUGGGGGCAACUGUGAUUUCUCUUGUUCACGUUGUGAUUUCUCAGUUACGAUACAUAAAGGAGAACUGAUGUCUGGUGAUCUCGAGAGAUUUC
Zalophus californianus (California sea lion) is the source of this 4858-nucleotide messenger RNA. It is a transcript of the gene CEP72, whose product is annotated as centrosomal protein 72. The transcript is spliced from 10 exons. NCBI's taxonomy places the organism in Eukaryota, Metazoa, Chordata, Mammalia, Carnivora, Otariidae. The record is from RefSeq and is a predicted model, not a curated record. Bases 45 to 1793 code for a protein of 582 amino acids. Gene Ontology annotation, molecular function: protein binding. Gene Ontology annotation, cellular component: centriolar satellite. Gene Ontology annotation, biological process: regulation of protein localization to centrosome; centriole replication; spindle organization.